UUUAAAAAACCCGAAUUAGGAUAAUUUAAAAUUAUUUACUCAAAAGUGUAACCGAAUAAGUAAUUGAAUAGUUCAAUUCUUAAUUUGUCAGGUGUAUAACAAUUAUUGCCUGAAUUUUCUACCCACACCUCUUCUCCCAUCAAGAAGCAAACGAACGGUCACGAUCAUUCUAUGACCCUCCACCUUGCCUAGUCUUCUUCCUCCUUCACUACCCGCCUUUAAAUGGAGCCCUAUUACAGUACAUUUGCAGUACGAUACAACGUAGAACACAGAAUCUUUCUCUCCCUUACGCGCUUCCACGUCGUUUCUUUAACGUAAUUUCUUGGGUUUUUGAAUUUUGCACUUAAAUUUGCUCUUAGGGAAUGAAAACGUUUUCCAAAUUUCUUGACCUGUAUGCUUCUUGAGGAGCUCCGCGCAAUGUGCCUGAGAAAUCUGUGUUCUUUCUUCUUUGUGAUUUUCUGAGAUAAAAGUUUUGUACUGAAUCUUUUUUUUUUUUUUUUUUGUUUUAAAUCAGUGUUUUUGUUUUGCUGAAAUAUGAAUUUAGGGUCCAUUUUCUAAAGAAAGAAUUCGAUUCUUCUAGUAUCAGAUUUAGGCCUGUAAAAAUUGAUUUAAACGAAUUUUAAGCGAAGUUAGAUCCAAAUUGUCGCUAAGCAAGGUGGUACUUGGCAAAUCAAUGUUGGUCAAACAUGCCAAGCAUUAGAGCUCCAGCUGCGAAGAAAACCACGACCCUUACAGUUGCCGUAAAAUGUAGGCCGUCAACGGAGAGAGAACGCGGCCGUGACAUUGUCCGAGUGAUCGACAAUAAGGAGGUGCUUGUGUUGGAUCCCGACUUGACGAAGGACUAUCUUGAUCGCAUACAAAAUCGAACAAAAGAAAAGAAAUAUUGUUUCGAUCACGCAUUUGGUCCUAAUUGUACAAAUGUGGAUGUCUACAAAAAAUGUAUAUCCUCUGUAAUCUCGGGGGUUGUUCAAGGUCUGAACGCAACUGUAUUUGCAUAUGGUUCAACUGGAAGUGGUAAAACAUAUACAAUGGUUGGGACUCAAGAUGAUCCUGGACUCAUGGUUGUCAGUCUGCAUACAAUUUUUGAUCUUAUCAAAUCAGACAAGAGCUCUGAUGAAUUCGAAGUCACUUGCUCCUACCUUGAAGUCUACAAUGAAGUUAUCUACGAUUUGCUCGAAAAAUCAUCUGGUCAUUUGGAGCUUAGAGAGGAUCCCGAGCAGGGAAUUAUUGUUGCUGGGCUGAGAUGUAUCAAGGUUCACUCAGCUGAUAAGAUACUUGAACUUUUGAAUUUGGGGAAUGGUCGACGGAAAACAGAAAGCACAGAGGUUAAUGCAACUUCGUCACGAUCACAUGCAGUUCUAGAGAUUACUGUGAAAAGAAAACAGAGAAAUAAGUAUCGAAAUCAAGUCCUGCGAGGAAAACUUGCACUUGUAGAUCUUGCCGGCAGUGAACGAGCUUCUGAAACAAAUAGUGGGGGCCAAAAGCUAAGAGAUGGAGCGAAUAUCAACCGGUCACUUCUUGCUUUAGCAAACUGCAUAAAUGCAUUGGGGAAACAGCAAAAGAAGGGUCUUGCUUAUGUUCCUUACCGCAAUAGCAAAUUGACACGAAUACUUAAAGAUGGUCUGAGUGGUAAUUCUCAAACUGUCAUGGUUGCUACAGUUUCCCCUGCAGACAUUCAGUAUCAUCACACUGUGAAUACCUUGAAGUAUGCUGACCGGGCAAAAGAAAUAAAGACACACAUUCAGAAAAACAUUGGCACAGUAGAUACCCAUGUAUUAGACUACCAACGGAUGAUUGACAGUCUUCAGAUUGAGGUUUGCCGACUUAAAAAAGAACUAGCUGAAAAGGAAUCACAGCUAAGUGUCAAACCUGCUGAAAAAGCUGCAGACGAUGAGCUGUCUUGGUUGAAUAUAUUGAGUCAUGAAAUCAGUGAAAAUGUUCAGGAGCGAAUAAACUUGCAGAAGGCAUUAUUUGAGCUCGAGGAAACUAACCUUCGUAACCGAACUGAACUCCAACAUCUUGAUGAUGCUAUUGCAAAACAACAGGCCAUUGGAAAAGAUGGAGCAGUUGUGGAUGCUUUAAGAGCAAGACGGCAAGUCAUUCUAGAUAAUGUCCGUGACAAUGACGAAGCUGGUGUCAAUUACCAAAAGGAAAUCGAAUCAAAUGAGAAGCAUCGAUGCCAACUCCAAGAUAUGAUCGAGGAAGCCAUUAGUAACAAUGGCAACAAAACUUACUUGCGCAUUCUCAGUCAAUACAGGAUCCUGGGAAUGGCUAAUACUGAGCUUCAGUUUGAAAUGGCAAUGAGGGAUCAAGUCAUCCACAACCAACGGGAAGCACUAAGAAACAUGUGGAACUUGCUCAUGGGAUUGGGACUUGAUGAGAGACAGAUAUUGGACCUUGCAGCCAAACAGGGAAUAAUGAUUGAAGAUUGGACAGUGACACCAUAUCUUGGUCUUUCUGACAAGAAGCAGUCACCAAAUCCAGCUUCUGGCAGAUUGGAACCCCUCGGAUAUUGUCCGUACACGGGGCAGUCGUUCUUGACAACAUCUUGCAUCUUCCAGCACUGUCAAGACUUUGGUUCAAGAUCAUUUUCCAGGGAGCACUUGGAUUCAGCUUCUACUUUUUGCAGAGAGGAGCACCAUUGCUCGUACUACUUAAUGUCGCAUGAUCACUCCCCAUCAUCACAUGUGAGGCUGAGGAGGAGUAGUGAGCAUUGGGUUGGUGGUAGGCCAAGUCCAUUUUUUGGCAUUCUUAUGAAACAUCCUCAAAAUUUGCGACAUUCGUAUCCAGAGAUAAGAACUCAUUCUUCUCCUUAUGGUGAAAGCCACAUGUCCUCUUCGUCUCACAGUGCUGAUUUUGGCAAUCAGCAUAAGGAUGCAUGGAAUGCUACUAUGUGGCAGCAUUUAUACGAGAGUCCUCAUCUUGGAAUAAGUAGCAGCCAAGAGUUGUACAAAGCAAAAUUGAUGGGCCAUGGUGGGACAACUCAAGGCUUGUUUGGAUGCAACCCACUCGAACAAGGCCCUGGUUUUCUCAGCUCAAAUCGUAUUUCUCAGAACACUAAAUCCUCUAAUAUGUCCCCUUUGCCUUCAUUUGCUUCUAUGGGGCAGAUUUCAUUUGGUUCCCAUAAUCCCGGUACCUAAGGUCACCCUUCCAAUUUUGUAUGGUAGUAUUUUUAAUACUACUCCUUUUUCCACUUCCCCUGCCCAUUUUUUCAUUUUUUUUUUUCCUGCUAAUGUACAGAUAUGUUGUAGACUUGUAGUGUUUGAGCAUGCUCGCUUUUUAAUACGUUUUCUCAGAAUCUGCAGGCGAGUCUUUUUGGUUUCUUAUCUGAAGAAAAGGGGGAGAAAAAAAGGAUUCUGGGUUUUGUUGUGAAUAUAGUCCAGCACUAGGUAGUUGGUAGACUUUCUGACAUGUCGACUUGCUUCCGCGACGUUGUUCCGAUGCUCUGUAAAUAUUUGUGUACAUUUAUUGUCUACUUGGAUUAAUGAAAAGUAGCAGUUCAUAAUUCUA
Alnus glutinosa is the source of this 3510-nucleotide messenger RNA. RefSeq names its product kinesin-like protein KIN-8B. Gene Ontology annotation, molecular function: microtubule binding; microtubule motor activity; ATP binding. The record is from RefSeq and is a predicted model, not a curated record. Bases 687 to 3140 code for a protein of 817 amino acids. The transcript is spliced from 15 exons. Gene Ontology annotation, biological process: microtubule-based movement. Lineage: Eukaryota; Viridiplantae; Streptophyta; Magnoliopsida; Fagales; Betulaceae.